AUGCCUGCCCUCGCCAAGCCCGCCGCCGCCGCACCGAAGGCGAAGCCCUCCGCCGCCAAGCCGAAGAAGGUCGCCGCCGGCCCCUCCCACCCGGCCUACUUCGAGAUGAUCAAGGAGGCGAUCGCGGCGCUCAAGGACAGGACCGGGUCCAGCUCGGUCGCCAUCGCCAAGUACAUCGAGGAGAAGCACGGCAAGUCCCUCCCGGCCAACUUCAAGAAGAUGCUCUCCGUCCAGCUCCGCGCGUCCGCCUCCAAGGGCAAGCUCGUCAAGGUCAAGGCCUCCUACAAGCUCUCCGACGCCGCCAAGAAGGACGCGCCCAAGCCCAAGCCCAAGGCCAAGCCUGCCGCCCCCAAGGCCGCGGCGAAGCCCGCAAAGGAUGCCGCCAAGCCCAAGAAGAAGGCGGCCGCGAAGCCCAAGAAGGCCGCCGCCGCCGCUGCUGGCACGAAGCGCAAGGCGCCGGAGAAGAAGACGCUGGUCGCCAAGGCCAAGAAGUCGCCCGCGGCCAAGGCCAAGGCGAAGCCCAAGACCGUCCGCUCCCCGGCCGCCAAGAAGGGCCGCAAAGUCGCCGCCGCUUGA
Molecule: messenger RNA, 576 nt
Organism: Triticum turgidum subsp. durum (durum wheat)
Lineage: Eukaryota; Viridiplantae; Streptophyta; Magnoliopsida; Poales; Poaceae
Source: the annotation of a GenBank genome assembly